This is a messenger RNA of Vicia faba (fava bean), 561 nucleotides long. The record is from the annotation of a GenBank genome assembly. NCBI's taxonomy places the organism in Eukaryota, Viridiplantae, Streptophyta, Magnoliopsida, Fabales, Fabaceae.
AUGGCUCGCCCAAUUGAAGCUGUGAAGGAUAUUAAUGAGUCAAAGGAUUUAUGGAAGAUUGUUGUUAGGUGCAAGCAUUUGUGGACUGUGACGAGUGCAUCGAAAAAGGAACACAUCGAGAUGAUUUUGGUUGAUUCUGAGUUAGAUACGAUUCAAGUCAUUGUGCCACCCUUCUUGGUUUCAAAAUUCAAGGAGCAACUCGCGGUUGGAUGUUCAUAUGUAAUGCAGAAUUUCAAAAUGUCAAACAAUAAUUUCUCUUUUAAGUCGACUAAUCAUAGUUUCAAGUUGGUGUUCUGUGGCUCAACUUCUGUUAAGAAGGCUGAACUUCCUGAUAUUCCUAUGAAUUACCUGAACAUUCUUCAUUUGGAUGCUAUUGUUGAAGGCAAAAUCCAGUAUAAUAUUUUGGUUGAUAUUCUUGGAGGAGUGACCGAGAUUUCUCAAACUCAAAUCAAUGCUGAUAACAAAAAGAGCAAGGUUGUGUUUUCAAUUACCGAUAAUAGCAGAUCUGAAGUUCAAUGUACUCUUUGGGGAUUAAGGAGGCUCAAUGAGGGUUUCCUUUGA